AUUGCUAAGAAAUCAAAAGCGGUGCUAUAUUUCUUCCGAGUACUUUGAGCAUACUUUUGGACCAGAGCUGAAGUGUUGUGUGUGGUUUUCACCAUUUGGGAGAUUGAUCUUUAUCCUCUGAGUGUGUUUUGAUAUAUUCAACUUAUUUGUGUGCGCGUGUGUGUUUAUUAUCUUUGAUUUUUUUUUUCUUUCUUCGUUUUGUGAGUUUUGAGGAGAGGGGUGUUUGUUGAUUCUGUGAUCUCUGUAACAACAUGAACAGUGAGAAGGAGAAAAGAAGAGCUGUGGCAUGUAAGUCGUGCCAUUCCCUCAAGGUCAAAUGUAAAGCCAGUGAUCCUCUGGAUCCAACUUCUGCUUGUUUACGUUGUCUGAAGAGUGGACGAAACUGCGAGUUUGAACCUCCGGUGACGAAGAGAAGGAAAAGACCUGAAGACCGUGUUGUUGAGCUGGAGAUGAAGUUGGAGAAGCUAACAUCACAACUGCAACAAAGCUCAUCAAAUGAAAACUCGCCUUUCCCAACUGGGACCGCUGCAACCAAUACAACUGCAACAGGGGCCUCAUCGAUUCCACAGGGAGCGUCUGUGGGAUCCGCGGAACAGCAGCAACAAGGGCCUCAACAACAGCAGCAACAACAACAACAACAGCAAUCACACUCGCAACAAAUUCCUGGAGGAAUCAAAUUGACAAGUACAGAACAGCUGGAUCAACUCUUUGGUCCUAAUGUUCUACACGAUAUAUCAAACGCCAUGACGUUAACCAACGAAAUGAGGCUAAAGAGUAUGAGAGUCACAAACGUUGAUUUGAUAGCAGAUGGGAUCAUCUCUUUACAAGAGGCACAACUGAGGUAUCAGUUAUAUACAACUGUGUUGUACAACAAGGUUUCGUUUAUCAAAAUCACAUCGGAGUUUGAACAGUUGAGGUUAAAGUAUCCAACUUUGUUUCUAACCAUCAUGGCUGUAACAAGUAUACUCCGUGAGGAUGGUCCACCAGUGGAGGUGAAUAUUAAAAUUGAAAACUUGGCACAACAGCAGAUUUUGGAUCAGGUGUUAAUCGUUGGUAAUAAGACAAUGGAGCUGUUUCAAAGCUUGUUGAUUUGGACACUAUGGUAUAACACUCCAGAAAUGUUCCAUCAUAGAAGAUAUCAUAUCUUUAGCAGUCUCUGUGUUGGCUUGGCCUUCGACUUGGGUCUGACCGGAAGACCUUAUUACGUUGUGGAUAGGAAUGAAGGUUCAUUUCAACGUCGGAAUAUGCUUGAUGAACCGCAGAAGGAAGAGUAUAGGAUCCUUGUUUUGGCUGUUUACUGUUUGUCAACUUCGUUCUCCUUGUUCUUGAGGAGACGUCUCAUAGUGUCCUGGUCUUCUUACCUCGAUGAGUGUGUUCAAGUAUUGAGGUCAUCGCAAGAUCCAAGACAUCGCGCUAUUGGUGUCUUUUCCCAAUUGACUUCGAUGAUGGAGAAAAUUGAUAACCUUAUAGAACCAACAGCACAGGUCAACUACCCCUUGGUAAAGCAUAUGGUCAAUGAGAUAACCGAAUUAAGAUAUAUCGAAACAAGUAUGGAUUACAAAGUGAUGCAGGCGUUUGCAUCCUCCAUUGAGGCUUUCCUCUAUUCGAAAUUUGCCACUGCUGAGAUGUCGUUCAAGUGCCUUGGAAGUUGUGCAGAAUGUUUGCAAAGCUUUAGCGACUUAUCAACUGAGUUAAUGGCAAGUAUACCUCUGAUGAUCUGUGGAAGGUUGAUGUACUGUUUUGCAUUGUAUCUGAAAACAGUGAACUUUCUCAAAACUGAUAUAGACCUUCUGUUGGUGAAACGGUUGUUCGACAAGUUGCAAACCUGCUCUACGCGCUAUCCAAAUGUCCAUGUGAUUAUCAAGGUGAGACUGCUAUUGCAUUUCUACCUCACGACCUUUGUUAAAAAUGGUGAUAUUUUUAACUAUAUUAACGAAGAUAACGGACCAAUGCCAGCUAAAAACAUGGGACCGCCACCAUCGCAGUCUCAGCCUCAACAUCAAUCGCAGUCUCACUCACAGCCCCAAUCACAGCCUCAGUUAUUUACUGGGAACAGCUCAGGGAAUGGCGGUGUAACCCAACAGCAACCCACAAGAGGUUCACCGGUGACUUCUGGAAAUAUCAACCCGACUAUUCAAGGUCCACCGCAAGUGUUGAAUAGUGUUCAACAACCAGUAAUGCCUUAUGGUCAAAUGAACAACUCAGGUCAGGUUCAUUCAAAUGUGCAAUCUCCUCAGCAGCAACAAAUUCCCCAGCAGCAACAAGUCCCCCAGCAGCAACAUCAGCAUGAAACUCAAGCACCUUUUGAUUUUAAUGGUAUCCCACCACAAUCUGUGGGGACCCCAUACAAAUUAGAUAUGCUAAGUGACGCAACAAUGAAGGGAUUCGAAGCUGUAAACGAGCAAAUCCCAACUGAUGAUUUCUGGAAGAUCUUUGACUACAAGAUGGAUGAUCAAUUCUACCUGUGACACUAAUUCUACUAUGACGUUAUGUACUAUAUGUAUUUUUAUUUUUUGUACUUUCCCAUUUGUUCUUAGAAUGAUAAUUGAAAUUUGAAUAGACGCUAGAGAACUA
Molecule: messenger RNA, 2574 nt
Organism: Williopsis jadinii
Lineage: Eukaryota; Fungi; Ascomycota; Saccharomycetes; Phaffomycetales; Wickerhamomycetaceae
Gene: WAR1
Product: War1p
Exons: 1
Coding region: 252-2468 (738 amino acids)
Biological process (GO): regulation of DNA-templated transcription; DNA-templated transcription
Cellular component (GO): nucleus
Molecular function (GO): zinc ion binding; transcription cis-regulatory region binding; DNA-binding transcription factor activity, RNA polymerase II-specific
Source: RefSeq, a predicted model, not a curated record